Gastrolobium bilobum is the source of this 877-nucleotide messenger RNA. Its product is annotated as mitochondrial import receptor subunit TOM9-2-like. The record is from RefSeq and is a predicted model, not a curated record. NCBI's taxonomy places the organism in Eukaryota, Viridiplantae, Streptophyta, Magnoliopsida, Fabales, Fabaceae. The transcript has a single exon. The coding region runs from base 192 to 455 and encodes 87 amino acids. Gene Ontology annotation, biological process: intracellular protein transport. Gene Ontology annotation, cellular component: mitochondrial outer membrane.
AACAAACUUACGAUGAAAAAACAUUUUUUUUUUCUAAAAAAAAACUUUUGAAAAAGAAAAAAAGGAAAACCAUUCAAACGCUAAGGAACUAUAAAAUUUACAAAAACCUAGAAGAGGGUAAACCCUAAGUGGUUGGUGAUUGCAAUUUUGACUCUCCUUGUCUUGUUCCUUUGGUGUCGCAGAGUCAUUCAAUGGAAGACCAAACCUCCAUAAUCACCAAGAUCUCACGCUCCCCUCUUGUCUCACGCGGCAAGCAAGCCGCCAGCGACGCCGCUUUCGUAGCGAAGAAGCUCCUCAAAAGCACCGGCAAGGCUACGUGGAUCGCCGGAACCACCUUCCUCGUCCUCGUCGUCCCUCUCAUCAUCGAGAUGGACCGCGAGCAGCAGCUCAACGACCUCGAGCUCCAGCAGGCCAGCCUCCUCGGAACCCCAACCACCGUUGCUCAACCUAAGUGAUCAGGUUCUCAGAUCUGUUUUUGUUUCAGAGAACAAUGUGGUUCUGCUUUUCUCAGAUCUGUUUUUGUUUCAGAGAACAAUGUGGUUAUGCUUCCAGGUUUCCUUGAUUGCAAUAAUUUUAUGAUCUGUAGCGUUUUAUACAGUGAGAAGUGGUGUAUUCUCGCGCGUUUAUCUAAAAUAAUAAAUACUUUUUCCUUUUAUUAAUUAUUUUAAUGCGGGAUGCUGAAUUUUAUAUGGGAUAUAUUUUUUUAUUUUGUAGGAAAAAAAUUAUCUCAUGUUGUAAAAAUAAAAGUAUAUGUGGGACUCACACAUAAAAGGGAGGAGAGAAAAAAAAAAAGAGUGAUGAGACCCAACUCUUUUUAUAUGUGUAGGAGAAUUAUUUAUCUCAUAUAAAAUUAUAUGAGAUAAAGAUAACCCUUUAU